Molecule: messenger RNA, 1056 nt
Organism: Haemonchus placei
Lineage: Eukaryota; Metazoa; Nematoda; Chromadorea; Rhabditida; Trichostrongylidae
Source: the annotation of a GenBank genome assembly
AUGCAGACCCGGUCGACGAAGGCGAACAUGAAAAAUGCUUCCCAGACGCCACCGGAGAACCAGCAGCAGCAGGCCCAGGGUCGAGGGUCUCAUCCUCAAGUCUCAGACUACAACGACCAACUCGCCGAACAAACUGAACAACAGCAGCAACAGCAGCAGAAUUCGGAUCAGUGGACGAGCAGUUCUGAAUCAGUGGUGACCCAAAAGCCUUUUGCUCAGCGAAAUAAGUGUGGAAUGACUCUCUACAGCAAAUCCGAGCUGAUGGUGCCGUUCGUGUUCUCAACUUCGAACAGUUGCGAACCAAAUUCAAUGAUACGAGUUCAUGCCGAGUAUACUGAGGAGAGAUACGCAAAUAAACCCGUCGAGCGUUGUCCGAAUCACCAGUACAAGGAUACAUUGGCAGCUACUGCUAAUAUCCGCCAACAUUUUGUACGAUGCGAACACGUUGGCGCCGAGUAUGUUGAAAAAGACGGCGGCUACUUCGUGCGUAUUCCGAUGUGUGACUCUACUGGUUUCGCCUUUACAUGCUUCAGCUCGUGCUCGGGUGGCAUAAAUCGUCGUCCGCUUCAGCUUGUGUUCACGCUAGAGGCACCAGGGACGGGCAAGGUUCUGGACAUAUGUCUCAUCGCACUGAAAGUAUGCGCGAAUCCACUUCGCGACUCCUCCAAAGAAGAUGACAAGAUGUACGCUUUCGAUUCGUCUUGCGAUCCAUUUGGUGAUAAAAAGGAAUUGGCUCCUUUAUUGCACGCGCUUUGCGUCCCUAACGCUAAAUGCACCGAAGAAGGAGCGCCGAAUGGACCAGGCUUGAAAGGCAUAAGUACGCGUAGAAGAGCUGUAAGACCCGAAGAAACGAUGUUCAAGCGUGGUCGCGGUAGAUUUUGCGAUGACAGCUGCUUCAUUUUCGAACUUCACAUGAACGAUUUUUCGAAGUUCCGUAAGUUUCUUUGGUAUAUGGCAAAUGAGGAUAAAAUCGAUCAGCUAAUCAGCUUGGACACACCUGAGAAUCCUUUCCGAGAAGAAGAUUCCAUGUUCAGCGUUGAAACCCCCUUCAAAUAG